This is a messenger RNA of Arachis duranensis, 1715 nucleotides long. RefSeq names its product transcription factor TCP4. Gene Ontology annotation, cellular component: nucleus. Gene Ontology annotation, molecular function: DNA-binding transcription factor activity; sequence-specific DNA binding. NCBI's taxonomy places the organism in Eukaryota, Viridiplantae, Streptophyta, Magnoliopsida, Fabales, Fabaceae. Gene Ontology annotation, biological process: regulation of secondary shoot formation. Bases 12 to 1253 code for a protein of 413 amino acids. The record is from RefSeq and is a predicted model, not a curated record. The transcript has 3 exons.
AUGCAAGAAAAAUGGGAGAAACACAGCAUCACCGUCCAACAUCGUCAAGACUUGGGAUGAGGGCCGUGGCCGGAGGAGGAGGAGGAGGGGGAGAAAUUGUGGAGGUCCAAGGAGGCCACAUUGUGCGGUCCACCGGCCGGAAGGACCGACACAGCAAGGUCUGCACAGCCAAGGGCCCGAGGGACCGCCGUGUGCGACUCUCCGCACACACCGCCAUCCAGUUCUACGACGUUCAGGACCGACUCGGCUACGACCGCCCAAGCAAGGCCGUCGACUGGCUCAUCAAGAAAGCAAAGGCCGCCAUCGACGAGCUCGCCGAGCUCCCCGCAUGGAAACCAACUGCCACUACCACGACCGUCGCCGCCGCCGCCGCGGCCUCGAACUCAAAUGUUGCUGUUCAGCAGCAGAAGCUCCGGGAGGAGGAGGAAAACCAACAGCUGAAUCAAAUCGUCCACCGCCAAUCGACCACGGUGGACGACGCUAUGGAAGCUUCUGGUAGCCGAAAGGCUACCGCACUGGUUGGUGGCAGUGGAAGAAUCUCGGAAUUUCAACCGCAACAUUUGAACGACGAUAACGGUAGUAGUGGCAAAUACAACAGUGGCGGUUCUGGUUUCUUUCCGCCGACUUUGGACACUGAUAUAGCUGAUACCAUUAAGUCUUUCUUUCCGAUGGUGGGGCCGGGGGAGGUUGCAACAACGACGUCGUCCUUUCAUAACUAUCCUCCACCGCCUGAUUUGCUUUCGCCGAUUCUUCUUCAGCACCACCAACAACAGCAGCAGCAGCCGCCACACCAACAGCAUGUUCACGAGCAAGUGCUCUUCCAGCACCACCAAGAGGAACAGGAGCAUGGACGAUUGCAGAGAAUGGUGGCUUGGAAUAAUGCCGCUGCAGAUGCUAGUAGCAGUGGCCAUGCCAGUGGAUUCAUCUUCAACUCGUCGGCGACGGCGGCUGUGCCGUCUCCUGCGAUGUUUGGCCAUGGCCAGUUUUUUCCUCAGAGGGGACCCCUUCAGUCCAGUAACACCCCUUCGUUUCGUGCUUGGAUAGAUCCUUCUUCGAUCGCCACGGCUGCCAUGACUGUGGAUCACCACCACUAUCUUUCACCGGCCGCGAUCCAUCAAGCUUCUAUUGGGUUUGCCGGCUCUUCUUCCGGUAGCUUCUCUGGCUUCCGCAUACCAGCACGAAUUCAGGGUGCGGAGGAGCACGACGGCGUAUCUGACAAGCCGUCCUCUGCUUCCUCCGAUUCUCGCCAUUGACGGAAAGCAAAGACGUCAAUAGUUCCAAACUUUUCUUUAGCGUUCGAUGGUUGUCUUUGAAGAUGUUUGACAGUGAACAGCAAGUAAAAGAUCAGCAUUGGAAUGGAUUCUCAGCUGCGAGAGAGUUCAAGAUGAGUUUGGACUUUGGAUGCUUUGAUUUCAAUGGCUCACUCAGUAUGCCGUGGGAAUGAAGAAAAUCUGGGGUGAAAAUAUUCAGGUUUUCCAAUCCCCCGGUUUGUUCUGCUUUAUUUUUAUGUUCAUUGAUGGUAUUUUUUAACCUAUGUUUCUAAGCUUUGACAAGGAGUACUGUUUUUGGUUUGUUUUAUUUGCUUCAACUGUGUUUGGAUUGCUAUCUUGUUGUUUCAUUUUGUAGUAGUCGUUGUGUUCUUUGUACUUCUAUUUCUGGUUUCUACUAGUGUGAAGAAAAACAUGCACAACAAAUAAAUAGCUAGUUUGUUUUAA